GGGAGGGGGCGGGGCAGGACAGGCGAGGGGUAUAUAAGGGGCAGCAAGGAGGCGGAGGACAGGCAUUCCCUUGGCGGACGUGGUGCAGUGCAGGAGUCUCCUCAACGCUCUUGUUCGCUUACCUCAUCUCCGCUCCCCCUAAUUAAUCGUCAAGAUGCGUGAGUGCAUCAGUGUCCACGUGGGCCAGGCUGGUGUGCAGAUUGGCAAUGCAUGCUGGGAACUGUACUGCCUUGAACACGGGAUCCAGCCAGAUGGACAAAUGCCUUCUGAUAAAACUGUGGGAGGCGGUGAUGACUCCUUCAACACCUUCUUCAGCGAGACAGGCAGUGGCAAGCAUGUCCCCCGCGCCGUGUUUGUGGACCUGGAACCCUCUGUCAUUGACGAGGUAAGAACAGGGACAUACCGCGCCUUGUUCCACCCUGAGCAGCUGAUUACAGGGAAGGAGGAUGCCGCUAACAACUAUGCGAGAGGUCAUUACACCAUUGGCAAGGAGAUUGUUGACGUGGUUCUUGAGAAAGUCCGAAAAUUGGCCGAUCAGUGCACAGGUCUGCAAGGCUUCCUCAUCUUCCACUCCUUCGGGGGCGGCACCGGGUCUGGCUUCACGUCCCUGUUGAUGGAACGUCUGUCUGUUGAUUACGGCAAGAAGAGUAAACUGGAGUUUGCCAUCUAUCCCGCGCCCCAGGUGGCUACAGCUGUGGUGGAGCCCUAUAACUCUAUCCUGACGACCCACACCACCCUGGAGCACUCAGACUGCGCCUUCAUGGUCGAUAACGAAGCAAUUUAUGAUAUUUGCAGGAGGAAUCUUGAUAUUGAAAGGCCAACAUACACAAAUCUAAACCGCUUGAUUGGCCAGAUCGUGUCCUCUAUCACUGCUUCCCUCAGGUUCGACGGGGCCCUGAAUGUGGACCUUACCGAGUUCCAGACCAACCUUGUACCCUACCCUCGUAUUCACUUCCCCCUGGUGACCUAUGCUCCUGUUAUCAGCGCGGAAAAGGCUUAUCAUGAACAUCUGUCAGUGGCUGAGAUAACUAAUGCUUGUUUUGAACCCGCUAACCAGAUGGUUAAAUGCGACCCACGCCACGGGAAGUACAUGGCGUGCUGUCUGCUGUUCCGUGGCGAUGUAGUGCCCAAGGAUGUUAAUGCUGCUAUUGCUGCCAUAAAGACGAAAAGAACCAUUCAGUUUGUCGAUUGGUGCCCCACUGGCUUCAAGGUUGGCAUCAAUUAUCAGCCUCCAACGGUGGUGCCCGGAGGAGAUCUGGCCAAGGUAGCGAGGGCAGUGUGCAUGCUGUCCAACACUACCGCCAUCGCUGAGGCUUGGGCUAGACUGGACCACAAGUUCGAUCUUAUGUACGCCAAGAGGGCCUUCGUACACUGGUACGUGGGUGAAGGCAUGGAGGAAGGAGAAUUUUCAGAAGCACGGGAGGACCUGGCUGCGCUGGAGAAGGAUUACGAAGAAGUUGGUCUCGAUUCCGCCGAAGGGGAGGGGGAGGAGGAGGAGGGACAGGAGUAUUAGGACCCUUACCCCCUGAUAAUGUCCCUUAAAUACCCUCAGAUACCCUUAAAUGCCCGUAAAAAGCCAUUUAAUAACGAUACUGCAAUGCGGUCACCCCUUCAUUACAGUGAUUCUAAGUUAACAACCCUUAACUGCUAAAUUAUGUAACCUACACUCCUUUAACACGCAUCUAAGACAAGAACAACACCACAACAACCUCAACACCAAAUAACAACACCCUCCAACACCCCUAACACACUAAAAAUCUCAUUACUCGUGAUAUUUACCUCUACCACCCCCUACACCCCCACUAUUUAAUCACAGCCUCCCCUACACCCUAUGUCCUGUCCCCUACCUCCUGCCCACACCCCUCCCCAGGCUCUAUAUAGUGUUUUUAAUUGUUUACGUGUGUUUUUUACAUAAUUAUUCAUGUGGUCGUAUUGUAAACAUCAAGAAAGUGUGUGUUUUUUUCUUUUUCAACGGGGGUAACAUUGCAGUGCUUUGUUUAUCCUGAUGAUGAUGAUGAUGGUUGGUGAUCAGGAUUUCUUACGGGGUAGCAAUUUUUAUUGGUUUAUUUUUAUUUGUUGAUCCUGAUGAUGAUGAUGAUGAUUGAUGAUGAAAGAAGUAAUUGAUUUUAACAAGAUUAUAUUAAAGAGCUGGAUUUAUAUAAUUGUUUUGAGCUUAGAAGGAUUGGUGGAUAAAAUAAUGUAAAAAAAAUGAAUUAUUUAAAUGUUUAUGGAACGGUACACGAAAAAAAAAUAGAUAAAUAAAGCUAAAGGAACGAAUGAUUUAAAAGCUAAAGGAACGUUAUAUUGAAAAGCUUUCUGGAAUUAUUUAAAAAAAGGAAGAAUUAUUUUUAAAGGAAGAGAAAAGAACACAUUAUUCAAGAAAGAAAUAAUUAUUUAACAAGGAAUGAGGUAAAACUGAAUUAAUAUUUAAAACAGAACGAAUUGAUUUAAAGAUAAAGGGAUAAAUUGAUAAUGACGAAAUAUUAAAAAAAAACGGAACGCAUUAAUUUAAAGUUAAAGGAACGAUGAUAAGUCGGUUACACAGCGAUACAGGAGAGCUGAGUGAACGUGCUACUUAAAAAUAAAGAAUUAUUUAACGAAGAAUGAUUUAAAAGUUAAGCAAAUAAUAAAAAAAAAAAAAAAAAUGGAAUGAAUUAAUUGAAAGCUAAAGGAACGAAUGACAGGUCGGUUAUACAGCGAUACAGGAGAGCUUAGAGGACGUACAUUGCACACUUUCCCUUAUAUUAAUAAGAAGUAUUUAAUGAUUUGAGGUGCCAAAGAUUACAUUAAUAAUUAUUUAUGUGCCAAAGAAAUAAAGUGAUGUUGUAAAUUGCCUUUGUAAGAAAUUAAUAGAUAUUGUUAUUAUUAUUAUUACAUUAGAUUGAGGCUUUUACUGUGAGUUUAUAUAAUCGUGUGUGUGUGUUUUGAUAUAUUAGAUAAAUUUAAUUGAGAAAACAGUGUAAUUAUAUAGAAAAAAAAAAUAAUAAUUAGCUAGGAAUUAUUAUUAUUACUAUCAUUAUUAUUAUUGUCAUUAUUAUUACAAAGAUUUAAUUCAGAACAAAACAGAACAUGUAUUAGCUAGAGAAAAAAAAAUUAUUAUUAUUAUUACUAUUAUUAUUAUUAUUAUUAUUAUUAUUAUUAUUAUUAUUAUUAUUAUCAUUAUUAUUAUAACAUAACCUAACCUAACCCCCCCCAAUGAGACCCCAGCCAUCCCCCCCCCACUCCAGUCGACCCCCACCCCCCCUCAAUAGGACAGCAGGAAGAGGAGGAGUCACAAACAAACAGACAAACAAACGAAAAACAAAUAAACAAAAAAAAAAUGCUUAACCCCCCCGCCCCCCCCUUAUAAAAAUGAUAUAUUGAGGUGAUGAUGAUAAACAAUAAAAAUUCAUAACAUUCAAUCUA
Molecule: messenger RNA, 3405 nt
Organism: Scylla paramamosain (green mud crab)
Lineage: Eukaryota; Metazoa; Arthropoda; Malacostraca; Decapoda; Portunidae
Product: tubulin alpha-1D chain-like
Biological process (GO): mitotic cell cycle; microtubule cytoskeleton organization
Cellular component (GO): microtubule; cytoplasm
Molecular function (GO): structural constituent of cytoskeleton; GTP binding
Source: RefSeq, a predicted model, not a curated record